ACUACCAGUCAGCUGUUCAGUGUUUGGCUCCUCAACAACCACAGAAAAGUAAUUAAAAACCUCGUAAUUAAUUACGUUAAUUAUUAAUUAAUUAUCGCCAACAAUAAUAUCAAUAAUUAAAAUAAAACAAAAGCGCGUAAAGUUAUAAAAAUAAAUAAAAUGAAUAAAUUAUCCGGAAUUGUUUAUGUGCAAAGUGAUGUCAUGUGCGCACGUCCUGUGGCGCAUGAGGCGGAUGUUUGUGUAACUAGAAGCCCGAGUGUAUUUUAGCAGUACCUUUGAUGAUACGGUAGUUUGUGUGCGUGAGUCUGAUGUCAGUCUCAGUCUCGGUCGUGUGCUCGGUCUAUUAUGAGGUCAGACGCCGAGCCAGAGUAUUUUGAAUUUAAAGUCUAGCGUAGAUUUAGUUUGUCGAGUGACGUCGACCUGAGCUGUCAGCUGUCAAUUUGAAUUUCGUAUUUAUUUUAUUUUUUAUAAAUAAUUUAUUGUCGGUCUAGUAUUUAAAUCAGAGUAAUGCUCGAGUCCUGUGAAUGCCAUAGAUUUUAUUAUUUAUUGCUGUGAUGUGCCGGUUUAAAUUUAAAAUGCAAUGCGGUACUUUGGUAACUAAUAAGUUCUGUGGUUAUUUUAUUAUUGUUUUUUUAAUUUAUUGUGGGUUCUGUUGUACUAUUUGUUGUGCUAAUGGAAUAUUUAGUGAUCAUAAGUGUAGUCAUCAACAUCCACGUCCUCAUGAGGUCGUACAUGGUGUUCAUAUCGAACCAGCCCAUGAAGUCAAAAAACGCAGUAUUAAUCAACCGCUAAGAAUUUUAUUAUUUUAUGAUGACAGUGUUUAUAGAUUGGAUGAUGAAAAGCUUGACCUCAUUAAUAAUACCAUACUACCAGAAGCUGUACACUUUUGGGAACGUACACUAAUGGUCCGAGAAACUAAAAAUACAAUUCGUUUAAAUCGAAAAUGUGAGAGCAGCCGAGUUUUUGUGAAAGACCACCAUACGUAUUGCAUCGAUACAUGUCGACCUGAGACCAUGUGUGGGGAAGUUAGAGUACCGGAAGCUCAUCUUGAUGUAUGUAGGGUAUGUAAUGCAACGGGACAAAAAUGCGGUGUACAAGAGGGUAGUACAGCUGGUGAAGGAAUUGAUGGCGCUGAUUUUGUAUUUUAUGUAUCGGCAUUACAAUCAGAACGCUGUCAUAAUGGAUUGACAGUUGCUUAUGCAGCUCAUUGUCAACAAGAAUCUGCAUUAGACAGGCCAAUCGCUGGACAUGCAAAUUUAUGUCCCGGAAGCAUCAGCACAAAGCCACAAGAACUCGAAACUCUACUGAGUACAGUAAAACAUGAAAUAUUACACGCGUUAGGUUUUUCAUUAAGUCUCUAUGCGUUUUAUCGCGAUGAAAAUGGGGAACCGCGGACACCAAGACGCGCGGAAACCGGAAAACCUCAACUCAAUGAAAAGCUGCAAACGCACCAGUGGAGCGAGAACACGAUAAAAACAAUAGUGAGGCCGCAGUGGCAUGUAAGGGGUGGCAGCGUCGAGCGGUCGAUGCAGAUGAUUGUUACGCCACGUGUCAGAGAAGAAGUACGUGCGCAUUUUAAUUGCCCUAAUUUGGAAGGCGCCGAAUUAGAGGAUCAGGGGGAGGAUGGGACCGCACUCACCCACUGGGAAAAAAGAGUUUUUGAGAAUGAAGCAAUGACUGGUACCCAUACACAAAACCCAGUGUACUCCCGUAUAACCCUUGCCCUGAUGGAAGACACCGGCUGGUACACCGCCAACUACUCAAUGGCCCAAGAGCUCGGAUGGGGUCGCCGAUUAGGCUGCGAUUUCGCUAUGAAAUCUUGCAAAGAAUGGAUAUCUACGCGCUCAUCACGUCUAUCUGAUGAGGAUCCAAAGGGAAAAACAAUCCAUCCAUUUUGUAAUAAAGUGAAACAAGACCCAUUACAAACAGAGUGUACUGAUGAUCGAAGUUCAGUAGCUCUGUGUAAUCUUGUUGAGCAUCCGCAGCCGUUACCAAAAAGAUAUCAGAAUUUUGAUUGGAUCCCACAUGUGCAGUCGGGAAAAGAACAAUACUACGGCGGAUCAGUAUCGCUGGCGGACUAUUGUCCUUAUAUACAAGAAUUCACGUGGCGAGCUAAGAAUAUUGUGAUUCGUGGCUCUCACUGUCUUUAUGAAGAAAACAAUCCACAUCCAGAAAAAAAUUUCGCAUUAGAAAAUUACGGGCCGCAUUCGAGGUGUUUUGAUCAUACUAAUGAUAUGUGGGAAGAGAGAACGUGUAAACAAGCGAGGCAAUGGCAGCACUGGGGCUCGGGGUGUUAUCAAUAUAAGUGUGAAGCUGGAAGACUUCAUAUUAUGGUCGCAAACUAUACAUACACUUGUUAUCACGCUGGUCAAAAAUUAACAAUUAAAAUAAUCGAAAACGAUUGGCUGCACAAAGGCGCGCUAAUAUGUCCCCCGUGUAAAGAAAUAUGCCAGCAAGAAUUAAAAUCAAAAGGCGAGUGGUGCAAACCCGGGGACGAGCAUCCGCCCUCAACUUUCUACCACCAAGAUCACUUGCAGUGCGGCAUUGGCCGGAACUUGCCCUCGAUCUUUCGCAGUUUAUUACUUAUCGGUAUCAAUCUCAUUUUCAGGUGAUCUAAUUCCGUAUUAUCAUUAAGUUUUUAAUUGGUGAUAAAAAUUUCAUGAAUAUUCAUAAUUAUAAUAAAAAUUUUUCAAAAUAUAUAUAAAUAUCAAGGUGCGUCAUUUCAGAGCAACAUUUAUUUUUAAGUGCGCGUGCAAAAAAAAAAUUUUUCGCGCCAGAAAAAAAAUUGUAUGUCGAUUACAGACCCAGCUCAUGGAAAAAUUCGAUUUUCAUUUAAAUAACGCGGGAAAGUUUUUUUUUUAAAUUUGAGUAUUUUAAUCUCGUUAACAAAUCGAUAGAUCGAAUAGACUGAUACAUAUUUUGUAGGAAAUUUAACGCUCUACAAAAAAGGUCUCUUAUCAUUUUUUGAUAAAUUCUUCUGUUUGAAAGUUAUUAGAGUUCGGAGUAAAGUUGGAGAUCUUUUUACUUUUCUGGCGAAACUAUCAGACUUAUCACAAAAUUUUAUAGGAGCUUUUUUGUAGACAAUUUUAUUCUCUACAAAUUAUUAUCAGUAAAGUUUUUUCAAAUUCCGCUUCGUUCUCUAGUUAUUUUCAUUUCAAUGUCGAGCUUUGAAAUCGAUCAGAACCACUAUUAUAAGAGCGGGAAAUUAAAAUGAAAAUAACUAGAAAACAAUGCGGAAUUUGAAAAAACUUUACUGAUAAUAAUUUGUAGAGAAUGAAAUUGCCAACAAAAAAGCUCCUAUGAAAUUUUGUGAUAAGUCUGAUAGUUUCGCCGGAAAAGUGAAAAGAUCUCGAAAUUUACUCCGAGCUCUAAUAACUUUUGAACAGAAGAAUUUAUCAAAAAAUGAUAAGAGACUUUUUUUGUAGAGCGUUCAAUUUCCUACAAAAAUAUAUAUUAGUCUAUUCGAUCUAUCGAUUUGUUAACGAGUUAAAAAUGCUCAUUUAAAAAAAAAAUUUUCCCGCGUUUUUUAAAUGGGAUUCGAAUUUUUCCAUGAGCUGGGUCUGUAAUCGACAUACAAAUUUUUUUUUCGCGCGAAAAUUUUUUUUUUGUAAACUAUGAUUUUUUCUAUGCACAAAAAAAAUGUUGCUUCGAAAUGACGCACCCUAAUAAAUAUUUAUAUCUUUUUGAUCGGUUGAAUUGCAGUUGGGUUUAAAAUAACUGCCAGACUUCCGAUCUCUUUCAAAAAUGUUUUAUUCUUCGGUAAUAUUUUAUGAGUCCAUUACUCAAGUCUUCAGACCAUUAAUUUUGCAUAGAGAAACUUUUUUAAAAUUAAAUUUAUGUUUCGUCAUAUUGAUAAAUAUUUGAACUGUUUUUUAAAUAUAUAUUGCAUGUUUUUAUAAUAACAAUAAUUUUUUUAAAUUGAUACUCAAAAAAAUAAUUAGAUUUUUAAUUACUAACAUAAGUGGACGUCAUAUCGUAAUUGUAAAUUAGAAAAAAUUUUUAAUUAAUUAAAUAAUAAAAAAAAGUAUUAGUUGAGAUUAUUUGAGAUUGAAGCAUUUGAGGUAUGAGUUGAAUUACGAGUUUUGUUAUUGGAAAAAAAAAACAAAAAAAAAAUACGUAAAAUAAAAUGUAUAUAGUUUAUCACGUAAAAAAUCGAUAUCGAUAUUUUUGGGUAUCGAUAUAAAUAUUUAAGACAAGUAUGGGUUGUGGGUACUCGUUUUAAAGCGCAGGCGAUUUCCUGUCGAUAUAUGUCAUUGAAAAUAUUAAAUAAUUGUUGAGUAAUUGCAAUUGCCAUUGCGACAAUUAUCUAUAUAAAUUUUAAAUGGCUGAUAACUUUUGAACAAUCGACUUUACGAUAUUUUUUGUCUGAUAAAAAUUUAUCGAUAAUUUAAUUGCCAACAAAUUUGUUUAUGUAAAAAAAUACCGUAGGACCGACGGUUUAAAAGUUAUCGGCGUUUAAAGUUCAAGUUAUACAAAUAAUAAUAACAACAAUUGUAAUUACUGAUAAAUAAUUAUUUUUUUUUUAUAGUCUUGUAGAAAAUAGCGAGAGCUUUAAAAUGAGUACCAACAACCCAUACUUGGGGUGAUUUAUAAAAAUAUCGUUGGUUGUAAAAUUUAAAAAAUGUUUUUUUUUUUUUCUAAAUUUAUUUAACAAAAUAUAUCAGUAUGAUAAAUAGAUAACGCAAAUUAUUGUAAGUGAUUUAUAAAAAUAAUUAAUUUAAAGUAAAUGUUAUCAAGUGAAAUGAAAAAAAUAAAUUUUAACAAUUGUUUUUAAAUUGUUUAAAUAUUAAUAAAUAAAUAAAAUAAUGUAAUUAAUAUAAUUAUUAUUAAUUAAAAAUAAAAAGCGACGGGGCAUUUUAUAAUUUAAUAAUAAAAAAAAGUUCAUUGUAAAUAAAUUUAGAAGCAUUUUAUUAUUUAUUA
Molecule: messenger RNA, 4920 nt
Organism: Microplitis mediator
Lineage: Eukaryota; Metazoa; Arthropoda; Insecta; Hymenoptera; Braconidae
Gene: Invadolysin
Product: leishmanolysin-like peptidase
Exons: 14
Coding region: 555-2612 (685 amino acids)
Biological process (GO): cell adhesion; proteolysis
Cellular component (GO): membrane; cytoplasm
Molecular function (GO): metalloendopeptidase activity
Source: RefSeq, a predicted model, not a curated record